AUGGCGAUAGUAUCGAGACUUAUUCAAAAAUUCAAUGCAUCCUAUGCAGAAAAACCUCUCUUGACGACCAUGAUCACGAAUGCUGUCCUCGGCGGCAUUGCGGAUACAGUCGCUCAAAACAUCACCGCAAUACGAGAACGAGCUGUGCGAAAGGGCGGUCCGGGCAAAGAUGACUUCUUCGCGAUUGAAAUUCAUGAGCUUGAUAGGAAGAACCGGCUACCUAGUACCGACAUUGUCCCUCCCUCCGAGAGACUGCCCCCGCCUUUUGACUUCGAACGACUCACUCGAUUCAUGGCUUAUGGUUUUUUGAUGGCACCGCUCCAGCUCAAGUGGUUUGGGUUGCUUGCCCGUGCUUUUCCGAUUACCAAGACGAGUGGCACUGGUCAAGCCUUGAAGCGUGUAGCUUGUGACCAAUUCAUCUUCGCCCCAUUUGGUCUAACAUGCUUCUUCACAUUCAUGACAAUUGCUGAGGGCGGAGGCAAGAAGGAAAUUAUUCGCAAGUUCCAGGAUAUCUACGUACCCACCCUAAAGGCCAAUUACGUUCUUUGGCCUGCGGUACAAAUCAUCAACUUCAGGGUUAUGCCUAUUCAGUUCCAGCUUCCCUUCGUGUCAACUAUUGGCAUUGCCUGGACCGCUUAUCUCUCGCUCACCAACUCCGCCGAACGAGCACGCGAAUAA
Molecule: messenger RNA, 678 nt
Organism: Xylona heveae TC161
Lineage: Eukaryota; Fungi; Ascomycota; Xylonomycetes; Xylonales; Xylonaceae
Exons: 5
Coding region: 1-678 (225 amino acids)
Cellular component (GO): membrane; cytoplasm
Source: RefSeq, a predicted model, not a curated record